ACAAAACAGGAAACCAAAACUCAAUAAACAAUGUCACUUUUAUUUCAAACGACUAUAUUUAUUGGCUAUUUGGUUUCAUUAUCAACUCAAACUAAUAUUGGGCAUUCAUGGAACAAUCAUCACUGGGACCUAGAAAAGGAAUCACAACAACAACAACAAUAUCAAGAUGACAUUGAUCAUAUUGAUGAGCAUAAUGAUGAUAAUGCUAAUGACGAUGAUAAUCAAUAUUUGUAUUUAUUUAAUUUGAAUAGACAACCAUCCUAUUCAACUAACUUCAGGCGUAAAGUAUUUUCAGAUCCAAAAAUCAAUUUACCUAUUGAUAUUGAUGAAGAUGUUGAUAAACUACAAGAAUCGGCUUCUUCUUCUUCUCCUUCGCCUCCUACAGAUGGAAACAUUGAAUAUUUAAAUCCAAUUUGGCCAAAUCUAAUUUAUUAUAGAAAUCCUUUAAAAAACGUGAUUGGUUGA
Molecule: messenger RNA, 465 nt
Organism: Schistosoma mattheei
Lineage: Eukaryota; Metazoa; Platyhelminthes; Trematoda; Strigeidida; Schistosomatidae
Source: the annotation of a GenBank genome assembly